AUUCCAACGAUCUGCACUGCACACAUAUACAAUGUCCUACAAAAUGCCCACAUGACAGUUACCUCAAGUCCGCACUCGACGACGAAGAGGACGAAGACUAUGAAGAUGAAUUUCUGGGUCAUGAUCCCUACAUAGAGGAACUGGGAUAUGCCACAGCACAUUCUCAAAGAAAGACAAAGAGAGAAGUAUUCUUUCAAGAAGAAAUCGAAAGAUGUUGUGAUGAUCAGAAGUGUGUUUGCAACAAAUGUGAUGAUGUUCCUAAAUGUGCCGCCGGGUAUGUAGCCAUCGAAGUGCAUGAGGGCCAGGGAUUGCCGGGAAAUUGUUGUUCGAUCUAUAAGUGUGUCGAAAAGGAGGAGUGUAAGAUGGGCGUAAAACAAUCCUGGUGGACUAAUAAAUGCCGCAAAUGUUCUUGUUUUGGCGAGUCAGAAAUGUGUUUACAGAUAUGUCCCGAAGAGGAAAUUUUGCAAAAUUGCUAUUCAGAAUACCUGCAAAAACCCAUGAUGAAUGGUGCCUUUUGGAAAGAGGGCAGCUGUACUAGUUGUACUUGUGAAAAAGGGGAAAGAAGAUGUUUUGCUCCAGGUUGUCCCGAAUUGGAUUGUAAACAUACCGAAACGUUUGAGGAUGAAUGUUGUCCCAAAUGUUUGGACGAUAAUGAUCUAGAUGAGAGGCCAGAAAUUGUACACAAUAAUGAGGAAGAUAUAGAGGAAGUGGUAGAAGAUUAUACUACAGAAUCCAGUACUAUUGAGACACCCUUAAUAAGAGUAAGUGAAGAAACUAAUUCAACAAUCUCUAUAGAAAAUGCCAACUUGCCAGUUAUAGAUGAGGGGCUAAUAAAUGAAGCCCAAACAAUAUCUCCCUGGCCCAGAGAAUUGUCAACUAAACCUUUUGAAGUUGAAGAGAUUUCUUCAUCUACUUACAAACCAGAAACAGGAGAUCUUUUUGCUGGAAAUACGUCUCAUUCUGAGAAUGCAACUUUAGAAUCUUUAUUGGAAACCAUGUCAAACUCUACUGUGUCUACUAUUUGGGAAAUUUCUUCUUCUUCUACCGGGUCCUCAGAGGAGUCUUUACCCUCUACAGUGACCUCAACAGAAGUGCCUAAAAUGAUAGCAGAACUGGUACUAGAUUCCGUGAUGUCUAACAAUAACACUAUCACCGAAGAAUCUAAGCCUAUAGAGGAUUUCGAGGAGAUUUCUUCUACAACUAUCAGUUCCACUACAGCUUUUUCAUUUGAUAUUUCAAAAUCUGUACAAAUUGAGGAACUUGAACAAGAUUCCUCGUCAACUAUUACUACCACAGAAGAACCUCAAACAUCCUCUAUAUCCACAGUAACCAAGACCUCAACUGAAGUCCCAGUGGAGUUAGUCAAAGAAGAGACUACAACCACCGAAAGUUUGCUGACAACUACAACUGAAGAAAUUUCCAGUACUACCUCAAGGAGUGGGGAGUCCUCCAGUAUUAUGGAAGACAUAUUUUCUUCAACAGCUUCUACUACAAUUUCCCCCAUUGAUUUUGAAACCACAAAAGCCUCUGAAACCUCCAUAGAAGUUAACAGUGUCUUCACCACUACUCAGACUCCCGAAACUACAAUGGCCUCUUCUCUAUCAUACUCAACUUCAGCCGCCUUUGAAUCCUCGACGACCGAAGAAACUUCCAAUACAAUUAAAACGAUCUCAUCCCCCACAAUACCUAAGAUAAACAGCGACGAAUCCAGCACUUAUACACCCCUAGAAACUACUACAACUGAAACCUCAAAUCAAACACCUACUACAAGCACCUGGACCUCAACUCAAACACCCUUAAGAACUUCCUCGACUUCAAGCCAAUCUUCUACCACAAUCUCCUCAACCUCAACAACGUCUUCACCAUUUUCCUAUAGCAGCGACUUCACCACCUCUACAGAAGUCUCUAUCUCAGCCGAAUCUUCCUCAACCUCCACCACAACAGCCCCCGAACCUCUUAAGCCUCUAUACCAACCUUAUGGGGACUUCAGCACCGAAGAACGUGCACCCAGCACCCAAAAUCGCAUGCGCAUUAUCUUCGAUGAAAUCGAUUAUGUGGUCAUGAUUGUACUCUUUAUUGGAUCCAUGUUAUGCAUUGCCUUGGGUUUGAUUAUACGCCACACCAAAAAUCGCAAGAAGAUGUACUCGAGCAUACCGAAUUCCGAGACCAGUUUAAGUCAAACUUCUACUGUUAUCGAUGUGAUACCGGUGUAGAUGUGAUAUUAAAGAUAGAAAGAGAGAGAGAGAGAAAGAAGAGUAGAUGGAGAAAAGAGAGUAUAUCCGAAAGGUGAUGUCUAAUUGCAAGAGCUAAAGAAGAAAGAUAUAAGGAAAGAGAUUUUAGGUGAAAGUGUUUGAAAAGAGGCUUUAGAAAGCAAAUAAAGAAAUAAACUUAUGGCAACAUGUUGCAAAGCAUGUUUAGAAACUGUUAAAGCUAACUUUAUAAACAUGUUGCUGAACAAUUGAAUAUGUUUUAAUAAAAUGUUUCAACUUUCGUCAAACUUGUGGCAGCAUGUUGCUAAGCAAGUUGCAACUUUAAUAUAAACUGUUGUACUUUACUUUAGAAAACUGUUAUACUUUAUUGGAAACUGUUAUACGUUACUUUAGAAAACUGUUAUACUUAUGUUUCAAAUCUGUUAUAAACUUUCGAAACUCACUUUUUCAAACACUUUCGUCAAAGAACAUUAGUAGAACAAAAAAUUAUUUUUAACAUUUUUAUUAUAGUUAAUAGUUUUUUUUAUUUUUUUAUUAUUUUUAAUUUAUUUAUUUUCAAAAUUACUUUUUUGUAUUAUUUUAUAAAAGAUUAGUAUCUUUUUUAUUAUUUUUACUACAUAAACAUAAUCUAUUUAAACUUUUUUUUAUUUAUUUAUUCCUCCUUUAUUUAAAUAAUUUUUUUAUUAUUGUAUUUUUAUGUUACUUUUUUAAAACAAACCAAAUUAUAUUACGAAAUUUUAUAUUAAUUUUUUUGUAGGCGUAUUAUUUGCUUAUUUAAUUACGAGUAUUUGUUUACUGUAUUGCACAUUAAAAACAAUUAAUUAUUUAAUAUUGAUAAAUUGUUGAACAGAAAAAAACAAACAAAUAAGGUUUGGAAAAAAACAAAGCAAAAAAAGUAUUAAUCAAAAGUAAAUACAAAAUUUUAUUGCCAAUCCAAAAUACUUAAAUUUGCAAAUCAGGGCAAGUAAUUUAGUUAAAAGAAAAAAUGUUUAAUUGCUACAAACAAUUAUUGUAACAGUGCAACCAAAUUUUACAUUUGUUAACAAAUUUGUUUUCAAACAACGAUUUACUUUUCUCAUGAGCAAGUAUGACUAAAGACUAGACUAUAAAUUAGAUUAUGGACUAGACUAUAUAGAGACUAAAAAACUAAACUAUAUACUAGACUAUAGGCUAUUCUAUAGCUAGAAAACAAAUAUGCCUAUAGACUAGAC
Molecule: messenger RNA, 3421 nt
Organism: Lucilia sericata (common green bottle fly)
Lineage: Eukaryota; Metazoa; Arthropoda; Insecta; Diptera; Calliphoridae
Product: probable GPI-anchored adhesin-like protein PGA55
Exons: 2
Molecular function (GO): protein binding
Source: RefSeq, a predicted model, not a curated record